Molecule: messenger RNA, 851 nt
Organism: Mauremys mutica (yellowpond turtle)
Lineage: Eukaryota; Metazoa; Chordata; Testudines; Geoemydidae
Gene: HSBP1L1
Product: heat shock factor binding protein 1 like 1
Exons: 4
Coding region: 163-375 (70 amino acids)
Biological process (GO): cellular heat acclimation
Cellular component (GO): nucleus; cytosol
Molecular function (GO): transcription corepressor activity
Source: RefSeq, a predicted model, not a curated record
GCGGUGACCUCUUUUCGCGCGCGCGCGUGUUUCUGCGCGGGCGGGCGCCUGCUCAGCGCCUCUCGGCGCGCUCGGGAGGCGGGAGCUGGGAGCGGGGCCGGGCGGUCCCGCGGGGGCGGCCGCCGAAGGAGGAGAGCGGAGCAGGCCCGGGGCCGGCGCAGGAUGGCAGCCAGCGACCCGCGGAGCGCGCAGGAACUCUCGCAGUUUGCAGAAAACCUACUACAGCAACUGCAGGAGAACUUUCAAGCUUUGACUGAAAAGUUAACUCUGAGAAUGGAAGAAAUGGGAGAACGUAUUGAUGACCUUGAAAAGCAUGUUACUGACCUAAUGGCACAGGCCGGGAUAGAAAAUACCAAUGAGGAUCUGAUGCACUGAAAAUGAGAACAUACUGAUCAAGAAAUACAGACUGAUUCUGUAUUACAUUCUAUUGAGAAAGAGGAAGAAUGUCAUUUACAAACAAGAUGUGUAUUUCUACAAAAUUCAAGUGAGAAGGACUUCAAAGGGUAAAUUUUUUAGUCUUGCACCAUGACUGACAACAAGAAUAUCUAUUAAUAUUUCAGCAAUCACAAAGAAUAGCUCCAGUGAAAGAAAAGUAUAUAAUCAAAUUAUGUCAUGCAAGAUAUGAAGUCUCCAUUUUUUAUUACUGAUCCAAUACAGGAAAGAUGAGUUAUGACCAGACUAAUGAUACAUUUUACUUAAGAUUGCCACAGAAGAAACACUAUCUUAUCAAGAGAUAACACUAAAUUUAUGUACAAUAUUUAUUGAAAAAAUCAAAAUAUUCUGUAAUGAAUCUGCUCAGCCAUGUAAUUUUUGAAAUAAAGAUUAAAUAAAAAGCUAUUCAUUUUCAAAAU